AUGAUAGCAAGCUAUAUUACAGACAACCGGGAGGGCAGACUGCAACCGGCCCAAACACUGAAAAGUAUCUAUGCACUGUCUCGCACUUGUCGCGCAAUCCACUGUCAACUAUGUUGGAACGUAUAUCGAUACGAUGCUGAUAGAGGGCAUAGCUUCGCGCUUGUCUGGGCUACCGUGACGAACAACCCUCAGACGGUGAGGUUAUCUCUGGCUGGCGGUGGCAAUACUCGAGCCACAAAUCAACACGGCCAGUCUCCGCUAUGGUUAGCAGCCCGCCGAGGACAUCUGGAGAUUUUGGAGAUACUGCUGGACCACGGUGCUGAUAUCGAGAUCAGGAAUCCGGUAGGCAUGACUCCUCUUAUGAUCGCAGCCCGAGAGGGACAAUGCGAAGUUGUGAAGGUAUUACUUGCUCGCGGGGCAAACCACGCAGCCCAGACCCGAGACCACUCUACAGCUCUCCUUUGGGCACUACGGGCUGGCAUGGUAGAUGCUGUGAAGAUGCUCAUCGCACAUGGAGCCCAGUUUCCAGAGCCCAAAACCACCCCCUGGCGACAAUGGGCUUUGGCUGCAUACCGUGCCGGUCCUGAUAGGUGGGACGAUAUCCCCGAGAUUCAAACACUGAUGGAAUCAAGCUACGAUGGAAAUCAAAACAGGCUUCUGUCAAAGAAACCCCUUCUGAAUGCUUUGCGGUACCAAUUCCUCGCAAUGUCCACCUUUUUCCUUGACCAGUGCAUCACCCCGAUUGGCGAUCUUGGAUCAUUCUUUGGUUUCUGUCCAUCCAAUGAAGCCGUGUACGGCGAACCCAGACAGGGAACCGAGCGGAUGUUCUGGAAACGCGAAAAGGCAUGGGAGCAAUGGCAUUACUUUGGACGCCCAAAUCAGAAUCCGAUGUGGUGGGCUGUGUAUCAUGGCGAAGAGGAAAUCGUGGAGAAGAUGUUGAAACGCGGCGCAGAGACUACUUCUAUUACCCACUGGCCCAAACAGAAAGCGCCGAGGAAUUUGAUCUCACUUGCUCUAGUCCGACGAUACUACGGGAUUGCCGAGCUGCUGCUGGACUAUGGGGCUGAUCCGAACUACGAAUUCUGGGAUUGCUACCUGCUCACCAGAGUGCUCCGAAUUGGAAAUGAACGGUUGGUGAUGAAGGUUUUGUUGCGCUUGAAGAGUCUUGGUGCCCUGAACUUUACUAACAAUGGAAACCUGCUCGCCAUAGCGAUUGGAAAACAAAACGCAAUGUUGGUCAAAAUGCUAAUUGAAUUUGGCAUAGAUCCGAAUGCGGAGAUUUUCUAUCAUAGAGGUACGGAAAGUGGCCGCGGGUUUAAAAAGCCAUUAUCUUUGGCUAUUGAAAUUGGGCAUCCGGACGUGGUGGACACGUUGGUUGAGUAUGGGGCUGUAUAA
Messenger RNA from Penicillium cataractarum, 1395 nucleotides. Its product is annotated as ankyrin repeat domain-containing protein. Lineage: Eukaryota; Fungi; Ascomycota; Eurotiomycetes; Eurotiales; Aspergillaceae. Gene Ontology annotation, molecular function: protein binding. The coding region runs from base 1 to 1395 and encodes 464 amino acids. The record is from RefSeq and is a predicted model, not a curated record. Gene Ontology annotation, cellular component: nucleus; cytoplasm. The transcript has a single exon.